GUGAAAGAGAAGGGGGUUGUUCCAGACGCAACCCGCUGCCUUGUGCGCGACAUGAUCGAACUCGGCCUCAAGGUUGACCAGGUGAAGGGGGCGAUCCAUGCCGUAACUCGCGCGGUGGGGGCCACAGUGGAAGGCGACAUCAGUAGUCGCACUGUUCGCCGUAUCGUGCUGGAGGGGCUUGUCGCAUCGCGUGUCCAAAUUGCUGUUGAGUCUAAAGCAGCGCGAGGCAUCACAGUCAGCGGAGAUGGAACGACGAAUAGAAACAUCAACUAUGACUCACGAUAUCUCCAUUUCAACGACGGGGAGGUCCACGAGCGUCGCUUUCUGGGUAUACACUCAGCUCCCAACCAUACGAGCGACUCCCAGCUCCGGGGAUGGCAGGAACUCACCGGGACGAUAUUCGACACAUACAACGCGAGCCCACAGGGCCAGGCUGACCCGAUCGAUGCCCGCUCCUUCCUGCAGAAGGUCCAUGGCAUGCUGACCGACCAUGCAGAGGAUCAGAAGCGCCUGAAGAAGCUGUUUGAGGAGUGGAAGCGUGGUGCCGACCGUGAGCUGCGUGGCGAACGCGCAAUGGAGGAGCUCGCACCCCUGGACCUUCUUCCCAUCUUGGCAGAGGAAGCCGCCGCCGCCGUCGAACGCGCGGGUGGCACGGACGCGUGGGCGCAGCUCAGUCCCGACGAGCUCGAUGCGGAGAACCUAUGUAUCCGCAAGUCAAUCAUCAAGCGUCUCGGAGAAGCGGCCUACAACAACCUACCGGAGGCUGACAAACAGGUCGCGGACCUCUUCGUGCACGCGGGCUGUUGUAUGCAUAAGGAACUGAACGCUGUGAAGGGCGGGAACACUCGCCUGAUGGGCUACUGGGCGAAAGCCGGUGUACAGCCGCCUAUUCUCCUCAUGAACCGCGACAACGAUGCCGCGACACGGGCGGGCUCCGUCGCCAAGGCGCAGGCGGAGGAAAGGUCCUGCGGGGGUGGGGUCAAGCUGGCGGAGCUCGCGGGCGCACUCUUUCGUCAUAAGGACGAUAAGAAAGGCCAACAAGAUGCCACGCGGUUCUUCUUCGAGUCGACACUUGGAUUCCAGUUCAGCUUCCCCGACACCAGCAACACUCGCUAUCAAUCAUACUGCGAGGCGGCCGGAGAGCUACUAGUGCACUUACAGUAUUACCGGGGCUUCCUCGACAUCGUGCGGGACAAGAAGGACAGCGGGCGGUUCAAUCACCUCGAACACAACGUCUGGAAGGGGCUCCAUGAUGCCCCAACCUUGACAGAGCUGUGCGUCCUGGCUCUAUACGGACAAGCAAUCAGCCAUCCAUAUAUUCGAGAAGCUCGCGGCCCACAAGACGGGCUUACGAAUCAUCUGUCCCUCGGCCCUCUGCACGACCGUGUCAAGGCUCAUAUCGCACGUCUCAUUGCGAACCCCGAGCUGCUUUUCGCUCCGGACGCAUCGUAUGAGACCGGAUCGCUCGACGGGCGACUGUGGGAGAGGCCUGAGGUCAUCGUCAGCAUCCACCAGCUUAUGCCAAAAUUGCCUAACCUCAGGGACGCCUUCAUUGAGUUCCUCAGGGGGAGCUUGGAGACCUGGGAGCGAUUUACCGCAGAGUUUGCACCGGGUGGAACCAUCGCGAAGCUCUCUGCCUUGCAGCGAGAGCUUGCCUGGAUGCCGUCGACCAACGAUGAAAACGAGGGCGCCUUGGGCGCAUAUCGGAUCGGAGCGAGGGAUUCUCCUAAUAUGUCACUCGGUCAGCACAACGCCCGCCACAUGUACAAGCUAAACGACACCUCGACGUACAUUGCAACCUCGGCCACCCGGGAGGAGCAUCGCUUCUACCGCCGUGAGGCCCGCAUCAUCGACUCCAGUGGACUCGAGAAGAAACGGCGCGCUGAUAUCGCGGCGGAGAGCGAGCGGGUUGCCAAGAAGCGGAAGGGAGAGCGGGAGGCGAGGGCGGCGAAGAAAGCGGCGAGGCGGGCAAAGCUGGAGUCCGUGCAGGUCAUAAUCGACCUGUCGCGGCUCACGAUGGAGAAAACGACCGUCAAGCUCCUCGAUGAACAGCUCGAUUGGCAUCGGAUGUUCGUCGACACUGGCCCCAAGGACGAGAAGCUGAUUCCUAUCAAGAAACUCUUGCCUACGAAGGACCUCAAGCUCAAGGCCCUGGUCGCCGCGGUGGAACGUUAC
Trametes versicolor FP-101664 SS1 is the source of this 2175-nucleotide messenger RNA. RefSeq lists its product as uncharacterized. The annotation marks the transcript as partial. The record is from RefSeq and is a predicted model, not a curated record. NCBI's taxonomy places the organism in Eukaryota, Fungi, Basidiomycota, Agaricomycetes, Polyporales, Polyporaceae. The transcript is spliced from 2 exons.